AUGCCCUCAUUAGCUGUUAUGGGCUGGACCCACAACUUAUCCACGUAAGCGCGGGACCCACUACUUGUCCAGUAAGUGCGGGACCCACCUCUUCGCAGCUAGAAGCGACGACCGCCCAUGCCCAUCCGCCCGCCGCCGCCCAUUGCUUCCCCUUUCCCCAUUCUUCCUCUUCUCUAGCGAGCUAGUGCAGAUGUCCACCUCCUUCGCCACGCACUCAAAAUGGCGUCAGUAUGGUCCAGUGCCGCUCACAAGGUGCCCUGACUGCCCACGCCCAGAGCCUCUAAAACGGUGGGUCAGUAGGACUGAUGAGAAUGGAAAUCUUCGGCGGGAAUUUGUGAAGUGCUUGAGCAAAACAAUGGCGGGAAGGGAUGGCAAGAUCCUGAAGAAAUGCACACAUUUCGAGUGGAUGGAUGAUUAUGUUGAGAGGAUUCAGUUCGAGGGCUACAUUGAUUCGAGCGGGGCCGCAACCUGGGAGCUCAAUUUGGGGGGUGGGGUGCCGCAGAUGGAGAAUUUGGGGUCGAGCUCGGACAGAGGGGCGGGCGGAGUCGUGCCGAUGGCGAGGUAUGCGCGCAAUGCUGAAUUGCACUUGGAGUCUGAACUAACCGAGGAACUAAGAAGAUCAAGAAAAAUCAAAUGGAGAUGAUCGAUUUGUAGAAGCAAGCAAAUAUCAUGGCAGGGGGUUCUAUUGUUGUGUCAUUGCUCUAUUUUUGUUUUACUUGUUGUUCAUCCGUCAUUAGAGGGGGCAUUUAGGUCUGCCAGGGCAGAGGAUGCGAUCUGUGCACCAUGCCAAGUUCAUGUAACUGAAUGAAAGCGGAAAUAUUCAGUGUUCAUGCUCUGUUCUUGUUCUUCAGUUAACAGAGUGCACAUCCCCCAAAUUCAGUUUCUAGUAAAAAAAUCUUGCUGCCGAAUAGAUGUUGGGCUGUGAAAAAAAUAACGAGGCCCAAAUAGAGACAAGCCCACCCGCGUAGGGGCAUCAGCCCAGUUUUAUAGCAUAGAGGCACCCAUGUUUAGAAAAAAAUGUUCGACUAAAAACUCAAAAUAAAAUGUUGCUUCGGCAAAUAAACCUUUAACAAACAUAUACUUCUUUACUUGUUUUUUCUUUAGCCAGAUUUUUCUUUACAUAUUUGUUGCUUGUCCACGGUUGCACAAAAUAUUGGCCAGAGGUAAAAUUCAAACCAAUAUUUUUAGGAGCAUAGAAAUAUUUCUUUUGUGCAUUUGAGUUAAUCCAAUAAUUGUUUGCAUGAACUAAAUUAGUUGCAUGUCCAUGGUUGCACAAAAAUUUGCACCGUACACCUACUAGCUAGGGUGACCCUAUUUGCAUGAACUAAAUUAGUUGCAUGUCCAUGGUUGCACAAAAAUUUGCACCGUACACCUACUAGCCAGGGCCUAGAUACAUGCAUGCACACAUGCAGCACACCAAGAUAUGAAAAAAAAUUGCAAAAAAAUUUGGGUACCCAUACACUUGCAUGUCUGUAGUGGAAUCUACCUUUUAUUAGUAAGACAUAGAUCAACUAUAUAGAACAUGGGUACCCAUAGAAUAUCAAGCACGAUAUAUAUCAACUAACCAAUAUCAACUAGAUAGAA
This is a messenger RNA of Aegilops tauschii subsp. strangulata, 1584 nucleotides long. The record is from RefSeq and is a predicted model, not a curated record. Lineage: Eukaryota; Viridiplantae; Streptophyta; Magnoliopsida; Poales; Poaceae.